UCAAACGAGCAGUGAUAGGUUUAAUAUAUCAUCAGUCAAUCGCUGUAGCCACAUUUUCACAGACGGUGCCUUUUUCCGUGUGCUUGCACUUUAUAUUUACAUUUUCUGACGAAACAUAGAGCUGGCCGGGGCAACAGCGAUUUGUAAGCAAUACGAAAGGAGCAGAAAACUGCAGCGCCAAACAAACGUCGCUUUUAAUGAGCCCAGACGAGCUGAGCUUCACGAAGGGAAGGAAUGAAGUUUAGUACGCUGAUAUAAACUACAGAAUUAACAAGAAGAUCCCUUAGCAACAGGAAUUAAAACGUUAUUGCUGGAUGCGGCUGAGACUCAAGUAUUCAGUCGAGCCGAUGGUUCAACUUUGAGGAGGCUCUGCAGUGGACAUCGCUCGCGGGAAACGAUGAAGGCGAGAGGAAGCAGUGCAGACUCGAGGAGGCUGUGAGGUGAUGCUGUGACACAUUCAACAGCAUUCAGCGGAGUCAGCACGUUGUGUGACAUCUAUGGACUGCGGUGGUGGAUGUGAGCGAUCUGAGGAGCAUGGGGCCAGUAUUCGUUGAAGAACGGCGGUGCAUGGCAAUGGUUUUAAAGAGCACACCUCGAUCAGAGAAACCUACCAAGUACUAACUCUACUGGAUUUAACCCAAAGAGAGGCUGUUGAAAACCCAUGUGGUUUAGACAUUUCCGUCCCGGAUGUGGAUACUAGGCUUGUUUUAUGUGUCCAGCACAACAUAUCACCGGUGGUAGAUUGAUCCCCUAUUUCGUUACAGAUUUUUUAGAAGAUUUGUUCUCUUUCAGCACCCCUCCCCCCUUUUUUUGCACCUGCUUUGCGUUGUCAAAGCUUACCGAGCGCUUUAGAGCGCGCUGCUCUUACUUGCAUCUCCGAACAUCGUGCAUGGAUUCUACAUCAACUGGAGGUUUUGUGAGGGCUGCAGUGAUGCUCCCAUUUACUGGUAUCGCCUCACAGCUCGCACUUCCUGACAGAAAUGGACUGCCAAUAGAUUUUUGGGAAGAGAAAAUCAGCAUGCAUUAAAUUAUGAAUGUUGAACAAGAUGACCUCUUACCAUCAGUGCCAGAUGUUGAGAGGUCCUAGAUGGAAAGGGGCUUGGUCUGACCCCCUGUUUCUCCUGCUUUUAGCCCUGCAGUUGCUUGUUGUCGCUGGAUUGGUACGAGCCCAAACCUGUCCUUCCGUAUGUUCCUGUAGUAAUCAAUUUAGUAAGGUAAUCUGCACACGCAGAGGGCUAAAGGAUGUCCCUGAUGGCAUCUCCACCAAUACACGGUAUCUAAACCUUCAGGACAAUCAGAUCCAAGUCAUCAAAGUAGACAGUUUCAAGCAUCUACGACACCUUGAGAUUCUUCAGCUUAGUAGAAACCAUAUCCGCAACAUUGAGAUUGGCGCCUUCAAUGGGCUGACCAGCCUUAACACUCUGGAGCUUUUUGACAAUCGGCUCACGACCAUCCCAAAUGGCGCCUUUGAGUAUCUAUCAAAACUGAAAGAGCUGUGGCUUAGGAAUAACCCUAUCGAGAGCAUACCGUCUGAUGCCUUCAGUCGCUUGCCCUCCCUGCGGCGGUUGGACUUGGGAGAGCUGAAGCGUCUCUCCUACAUUUCGAGUGGAGCAUUUCAGGGCUUAAGUAACCUUCGGUACCUGAAUCUGGGCAUGUGUAACCUCAAAGAGGUCCCCAAUAUUCAGCCCUUGAUUCGCUUGGAUGAGCUGGAGAUGUCUGGGAACCAGCUCACCGUCAUUCAACCAAGUUCUUUUAAGGGUCUCGUUCAUCUUCAGAAGCUGUGGAUGAUGCACGCCCAAGUCCAAACCAUAGAGCGAAACUCCUUUGAUGACCUGCACUCUUUACGAGAGCUCAACCUGGCUCACAACAACCUCACCUUUUUGCCCCAUGAUCUCUUCACGCCUUUGCACCACCUGCAGCGAGUGCAUUUGCAUCACAAUCCCUGGAACUGCAACUGUGACGUUCUUUGGCUGAGCUGGUGGCUGAGAGAGACCGUACCUACAAACACCAGCUGCUGCGCCCGCUGCAAUUCCCCUCCCAGCCUCAAGGGGCGCUACAUUGGCGAGCUAGACCAGAGCUAUUUUCAGUGCUAUGCGCCCGUUAUUGCCGAGCCACCUUCCGACCUCAAUUUGACUGAAGGAAUGGGGGCAAAACUGAAAUGUCGGACGAACUCAGUGACCUCAGUCAGCUGGCUAACUCCAAAUGGCUCCAUCAUAACACAUGGGGCUCUCAAGAUGCGCAUCUCUGUCCAAAACGACGGAACAUUAUACUUCACCAACGUCACCAUACAGGACACGGGAACCUACACUUGCAUUGUAAGCAAUACACUAGGCAACAUUUCGGCCUCUGCUGUCCUCAACGUGACGUCCGUUGACAACAGUGGCUUUAGUUACUUCACUACAGUCACCGUAAAGACAGUUGAAACCUCUAUCGAUGGGGAGAGUAGGACACCGGUGCAGCCUUCUUUUGGCUGGGCCUCCUCUUCAACCACAAGGGGAACACCUAUUGCCACAGAGAAAGCAUACACCAUUCCUGUGACCGACAUAGACAUUGAUGGGGCUCUUAAUGGUUUGGAGGAGGUGAUGAAAACCACCAAGAUCAUCAUUGGCUGCUUUGUGGCCAUCACGCUCAUGGCGGCCGUAAUGCUCAUAAUUUUCUACAAGAUGCGCAAACAGCACCACCAGCAGGAUCAUGAUGGGCCGACCCGCACCAUGGAGAUCAUCAGUGUACAAGAGCUGACGAGUGUUCCUGCUAUAGCGAGUCACCUGGCUCUUUCGCCCCUGGAGCAUGAGCAUUACGACCCCUAUACCUCCUAUAACUCCUACAAAACUGCUUAUAACCAUGUGUCGGCUCUUAACUCACUGCAUAGUUCAGUGCAUGAACCAUUACUUAUUCAAGCCAGCUCAAAGGAUAACGUGCAGGAGACUCAAAUUUGAAUGACGGAUGAACCGAACUCUGCUAAUGCUGUUUAAAUUUUGGUUGUGGACAUGCUGUCAGAAUGAAGAUGACAGUGUGCUUUAAGACCUUCAGUGAGAGCCAGGGUGUAUGUAUAAUUAUUUUAACAAGUGUCUUUACAAAUCUUAUUUAUUUAAAGAUAUGUGAAGUGUCUGGAUCAUAAAAUCACAAGACAAAAAAAAUAUUUUUAAUUUCUACAUUUUUAAACUGGGUAAACUGGGGAAAUGGAUGGAGGCUAUAAUUCGCAUGGAGCACUUAGAUAUGAAUGGUGGGCCUGAUGGAUGCAGUGACUCUAGAGAGGUGUAUAAACGGUUACAUUUCCCCAUGAAAUAUCCUGUUACUAAACAAAAAAGGGAAAGCUUUCAUUGUAAGAGACUGGAUUAUUCUGCAAAUGCAGCUUGUGGGAUAGGAAAUAUUUCUAGUAACUAUAGAAGCCAGUGUUCUGGACACACAUCAAUUAACUUCAAUUCAGAAAAUAGGUUUGCAUAAUUGCCUCGAAUUACAGUCCUCAAGUCAAGAUAGUAUCUUAAAUGUGGCAUUGGAAAAACAGCAUUUCAGGUUCAGCAUUUUUUCACUAAAUCUAUUUUUCACUAAAUCUAUUUAUAACUGUAAAUGUCAAAAACCUAUGAAUAUAAAAAUGAAUUCUAUACAUCAGUGAACAUCAGGCUAGUACAAUUAUAGCCCCUAUAGUGGCUGAGGACAAGGGAAUAUGAUUUCUAAGAUUGUUUGCUGUGAGCGUUUCAGACAAAAAUGGCAAAGAGGAAAUAAAUAAUGAAAUAAAAAACAACCAGCUAAUGUCACUAUGGAAACCAAUGACCUACUGCAAAAAAAAAAGAAAAAAAAAACACUGGACAAAAUCAGAGUGCAGCCCAGUGCUUGAAACAUGUACUGUUUAUUUGAUAACUGCAUUAUUUGUGAUUUGUAAGCAACUGUUUUUUACUGUGUACGUGUGCUUUUGUAUGUUUGUGUUUUAUCUGCCAUAUGAGUUAUUAUUUUACAAUUGUCUAUAGAAUUUUACAUUCAUUAUGUCAUGUAUUUUACAAUCACUUUUUUUCUGGAAUGGUUUAUUUGACUGGCAACUGCAAACCUCACCUAACAUGAUGAUGAUGAGCGUGUGAAUUUGUCUCGUGUCCAUAUGUGCAAAGGGUAGCGUGUUUGUGUGCUCAGCGAUCAAACUCUGUUUUUCAUCAGCUUGUGUAUUGCUUUCUCAAAAUGUUUGUCAGCAUAAAAGCUGAUGUGUGAUGUCUUUCUCCCUACUUUUUGAUCAUUUUGGACAGCAUGAUAAGAGGAUGAGACACUGGUCUUGCCAGUCAACUGCUGAAGUAAACCUAAUAGGUUCAUAUGUCAAAGGCAUCAGAACAAUACAUGAAGUAUAUACCUCUAAUUCAUCACAUGUGCUGACAAGUUUCAUUUUAAAUAGAUGUGUUUGCCAGCAGGGAAUUCAUCACACAAUUAUGUAUGGAACGGUUUAAUCUCACAUUUUAGCAUUGAAUUAACAGAAUCGUCUAAUGAAUGUGACAAAUUUCAAGAGAACAUAUUUCAUCUUUUGCU
This is a messenger RNA of Carassius auratus (goldfish), 4506 nucleotides long. Its product is annotated as leucine-rich repeat-containing protein 4C-like. Gene Ontology annotation, biological process: modulation of chemical synaptic transmission; regulation of axonogenesis; synaptic membrane adhesion. The transcript is spliced from 2 exons. Bases 1035 to 2936 code for a protein of 633 amino acids. NCBI's taxonomy places the organism in Eukaryota, Metazoa, Chordata, Actinopteri, Cypriniformes, Cyprinidae. The record is from RefSeq and is a predicted model, not a curated record. Gene Ontology annotation, molecular function: cell-cell adhesion mediator activity. Gene Ontology annotation, cellular component: plasma membrane; postsynaptic density membrane; glutamatergic synapse.